GGGGAGGAGAGACGGCGGGAGGAGGAGGUGGCGAGCUGGCCAUGGCAGCAGCCCGCGGGCGGAGAGGCAGCAGCCGCGGGCUGCCGCUGUGAGCGGCACCCGGAGCAGGAGGAGGAGGAAGGCGCGGAGCAGCCGCGGGGCCGCCAUCCCGCGGCGGUGCCCGGAGGAGGAUGCCGGGGAAGCGGGGCUCGGCGGGCGGCGGAGAGCUGCCGGGGGCCGGCGCGGCGCGACAGCGGAGGCGGCGGAGGAAGGUGUCCUGCUUCUCCAGCAUCCAGCUCUUCCUGGUGUCCGAGUGCGCGCUGAUGCUGGCCCAGGGCACCGUGGGAGCCUACCUGGUGAGUGUUUUAACCACCUUGGAGCGGCGAUUCAACCUCCAGAGUGCAGACGUGGGUGUCAUUGCCAGCAGCUUUGAGAUCGGCAACCUGGCCCUCAUCCUUUUUGUGAGCUACUUUGGAGCACGAGGACACAGACCACGCUUGAUAGGAUGUGGAGGGAUUGUCAUGGCCUUGGGUGCCCUCCUUUCCGCGUUGCCUGAAUUUCUGACCCACCAGUACGAAUACGAAUCAGGGGAAAUACGCUGGGGAGCUGAAGGGAGGGAUGUGUGUGCUGCCAAUGGGUCCACCAGUGAUGAGGGACCAGACCCGGACCUUAUCUGCAGGAAUCGGACUGCCACCAACAUGAUGUACUUGCUGCUCAUUGGAGCACAGGUCCUCCUGGGCAUUGGUGCUACCCCUGUCCAGCCCCUGGGAGUUUCCUACAUUGAUGACCACGUGAGGCGGAAAGAUUCCUCUCUGUACAUAGGGAUCCUGUUUACGAUGCUGGUAUUUGGACCAGCCUGUGGAUUUAUCUUGGGCUCCUUCUGUACCAAAAUCUACGUGGAUGCUGUCUUCAUUGACACAAGUAAGCUGGACAUCACCCCAGACGACCCUCGCUGGAUCGGUGCAUGGUGGGGAGGCUUCCUCCUCUGUGGUGCCUUACUCUUCUUCUCGUCCCUGCCCAUGUUUGGCUUCCCGCAGUCCUUGCCCCCAAGGCCGGAGCACGCUGGGGAGAGCGAGCAGGCCAUGCUUCCCGACAGGGACUACGAGAGGCCCAAGCCGAGCAACGGGGUCCUGCGGCACGCACUGGAUGCAGAGAGCAGCACAACCUGCUUCCAGCAGCUACGAGUGAUCCCCAAAGUAACAAAGCACUUGCUCUCCAAUCCUGUCUUCACCUGCAUCAUCCUGGCAGCCUGCAUGGAGAUCGCAGUGGUGGCAGGCUUUGCUGCCUUCCUGGGGAAGUACCUGGAGCAGCAGUUCAACCUCACCACCUCAUCUGCCAACCAGCUGCUGGGGAUGACAGCAAUCCCAUGUGCAUGUCUGGGCAUAUUCCUGGGCGGCCUUUUGGUGAAGAAGCUUAGCCUUUCUGCUCUGGGAGCCAUCAGGAUGGCCAUGCUGGUGAACCUGGUGUCCACAGCUUGCUACGUGUCGUUCCUGUUCCUGGGAUGUGACACAGGACCUGUGGCAGGGGUUACUGUUCCCUAUGGAAACAACUCAACUCCAACCUCAUCUCUGGACCCAUAUUCCCCCUGCAAUAACAACUGUGAAUGCCAAACUGAUUCCUUCACUCCAGUCUGUGGGGCAGAUGGGGUCACCUACCUGUCUGCCUGCUUUGCUGGCUGCAGCAGCACGAACCUCAGCGGCUGUUCCUGCCUCAGCUCGGUCCCUGCCGAAAAUGCCACCGUCGUUCCUGGAAAAUGCCCCAGUCCUGGCUGUGAAGAGGCCUUCUUGACAUUCCUCUGCGUGAUGUGUGUCUGCAGCAUGAUCGGGGCCAUGGCGCAGACGCCGUCGGUCAUCAUCCUCAUCAGAACCGUGAGCCCCGAACUCAAGUCUUAUGCUCUGGGGGUGCUUUUCCUGCUUCUCCGUUUGCUGGGUUUUAUUCCACCUCCGUUGAUCUUUGGGGCUGGAAUUGACUCCACGUGUCUGUUCUGGAGCACGUUCUGCGGCGAGCAAGGAGCCUGCGCGCUGUACGACAACGUGGUCUACAGAUACCUGUACGUUAGCAUUGCUAUAGCCCUCAAGUCUUUUGCAUUCAUCCUAUAUACAACCACCUGGCAGUGCUUGAGGAAAAACUAUAAAAGAUACAUCAAGAACCACGAAGGUGGUCUCAGCACUAGUGAGUUUUUUGCCUCUACUCUCACCUUAGACAAUCUGGGGCGGGACUCAGUGCCCCAAAACCAACCACAUAGGACAAAAUUUAUCUAUAACCUUGAAGAUCAUGAGUGGUGUGAAAAUAUGGAGUCUGUUUUAUAGUGACUGUGGAGGGAUGGACUAUAUUAAUAAUCUGAGGGUCCUUUUUAAUAAUAACGAGAAGAGAGAAUGAAGAAAACAAAAUUAAAAAAAACAACAAUGGCAACACAGGAAACUUUUGUCUUUUUCUCAAAGUCAAACCCAGCCGGGAUUCUCGAGAACGACGUCUUACAAUGGGCUCACUUGUGAUAUCCUGCGGGGUGAUGGGGAAAGCAGGGAGCUACCAGCCCCUUUGGUGACAGUAUGGGCUUCCAAAACGGGAAUCGCCAAAGGGCAUCCGCAGAGGUUCGUUGGAGAGCUCGGCCAAUAAAGAGCCUUGGGCAUGAGGUGCAGAGGAAGCAAGGUGAUGAUGGCAGUGCUGGAAGAGGCGAUUGCGGCCCCAGGGGCCAUGUGUUCCCAUAGAACGGGCUGAAGGGUCCGCCCUUCACACCUGGGUGCUGCUCAAACCCGACGUGCUCUGUGAUGUUGCUCUGACACCAGCCACGAGUCCACGAUGAACACCUUGAAAGCUGCUGGAAAGCUUCCAGGUAGCGAGCAGUGCUGUCCCAGCACCCGAGUCCUUCCAGCCGAGGCGUGUUCGCAGAUCGCAGCUUUUGGGUUGUCGCUGAAUAGCUGUGCUCGGAUCUUUCAAACCCAGUAAAGUUGGAGAUGUUUGCUCACA
Molecule: messenger RNA, 2946 nt
Organism: Gallus gallus (chicken)
Lineage: Eukaryota; Metazoa; Chordata; Aves; Galliformes; Phasianidae
Gene: SLCO3A1
Product: solute carrier organic anion transporter family member 3A1
Exons: 10
Coding region: 171-2288 (705 amino acids)
Biological process (GO): prostaglandin transport; sodium-independent organic anion transport; transmembrane transport
Cellular component (GO): membrane
Molecular function (GO): protein binding
Source: RefSeq, a predicted model, not a curated record